AUUUUGGAGGCGCACACAUUACAAUGGCAACAUGUUCGUUGAGUAGCGGUGAUAAAGAUGAAAUAAAUGACCCAGGAGCCGCUCCUUAUGGAAACUUUAUAAACUAUUACACCUUCAAUCCUCCAGAGAACCGUCUGAGCCUGAUCCCAGCCACGUUGCUCCAGGAUCUGGGCUACAGAGACCAGAACACACUGAUCCUGGACGUGGGCUGUAACUCAGGGGAACUGAGUGUAGCCUUUUACAAGCACCUGCUGCAGGAGCCUGUGAGCCAGCAGGAGUCAGCUGACAGCAGAGUAAAUCUGCUGGGCUUCGACUUGGACGAGAUCCUCAUUCAGCGGGCUCAGCAGAACAACCCUCUGCCCGACAGCAUCUCCUUCAUCCCUCUGGACAUCACUAAAGACACCGACCAGCUGCAGGAUUACCUCAAACAGCACGGCUGCUCCCACUUCCACCUGAGUCUGUGCCUGGCCGUCACCAUGUGGGUCCACCUGAACCACGGAGACGCUGGCCUGCUGCAGCUGCUCUCUCGUCUGGCUUCCAUCAGCCAGCACCUCCUGCUGGAGGCACAGCCCUGGAAGUGUUACCGCUCUGCAGCCCGGCGGCUGAGGAAGCUGGGCCGCUCAGACUUUGACCACUUCAAGUCCCUGAAGAUCCGUGGGGACGUAGCGGAACAGGCCAGGGAGCACCUGGAGAGACACUGUGGCAUGGAGCUGGUCCAGAGCUUUGGCAGCACCACCUGGGACCGCAAGCUGCUGCUGUUCAGAAGGAGAUGAGACUGAAGGGUGAGAAGAGUUUUCAUCUGCUGCUGCUCAGGAGCUGCAGGGACAUGAUCAGGAAGACCAAACACUGAUGUGGGGUAUGAGAAGAAAGUGAACUCAUCAGUUGAUCAACAUUCAUUAGCUAACAGUUAUGUAAGUUAUAUUGUUUGUCACUUUUUAAGCAAAAAUGCAAAAAAAAAAAAAAAAUUGGUUCAAGCUUUUCAAAUGUUAAGAUUUUUGGAUCUCUGUCUUAAAUGAUAAUAAACAAAGUAUCUUCAGGUUUUAUUUUCUCAGUCAAACAAAACACGCAGACUGAAGAUGUCACCUCGGCCCCGGCAACAUUUUGUAGAUCAAACUAUUGAUUGGUAGAUUAAGAAAACUGGCAAAAGACAAUUAGGGCUGCAAUUUACACUUAUUUUCAUUCUUGAUUAAUGUCCUAAUUACUUAUAAUCAUUUUGUUAAAAAAUGUCAGAAAAUUUCGAUCUGCUUCCCAAAGCCCCAAGGUGUUGUUUUAAAUAUCUUAUUUUGUGCAAUUAACAGUCAAAAAGCCAAAUAUAUUCAGUGCAAAUGUUAAUAAUUAAACAGAGAAAAGCAGCAAAUCUCCACACUGGAGAAGCUGGAACCAGGGCAUGUUUGAAAUCUUUGCUUAAACAAUAAACAGUUAUCAAAA
Molecule: messenger RNA, 1428 nt
Organism: Epinephelus lanceolatus (giant grouper)
Lineage: Eukaryota; Metazoa; Chordata; Actinopteri; Perciformes; Serranidae
Gene: bcdin3d
Product: BCDIN3 domain containing
Biological process (GO): negative regulation of pre-miRNA processing
Cellular component (GO): cytoplasm
Molecular function (GO): RNA methyltransferase activity; O-methyltransferase activity
Source: RefSeq, a predicted model, not a curated record